Molecule: messenger RNA, 2079 nt
Organism: Nerophis lumbriciformis (worm pipefish)
Lineage: Eukaryota; Metazoa; Chordata; Actinopteri; Syngnathiformes; Syngnathidae
Source: RefSeq, a predicted model, not a curated record
AUGUCAGCACAAGAAGCUCGGUCUCAAGUAGUGAUCACUUCUGUCUGUUUACUUUCUCUGUUCCUUGGCGGCACAACUGCUGAUGUGCCGGGGCAGGAGAGCUUUAACACAGAGGCGUGGCUUCGUCAGUUCGGCUACCUGUCUCAAGCAAGCAGACAGAUGUCCACUAUGCAGUCAGCUCAGAUCCUGUCCCAAGCCAUCAGUGAUAUGCAACGUUUCUAUGGCUUGGAAGUGACUGGAAAGGCAGACGCCGCCACUAUAGCGGCCAUGCGUAAACCCCGUUGCGGCCUCCCUGACAAAAUAGCCACAGAUGACAGUGCGAGGAGGAAACGCUAUGCACUCACAGCACAACGGUGGGACAAAGACGACAUCACCUACAGUAUAUUGGACCAGCAAAUCCCAUCCUCCUUGGGAGCGGAGAGGACAUACGACGCCAUCCGCAGAGCCUUUGAUGUGUGGCAAAGUGCCACGGCGCUCACCUUCCGAGAGCUGCCAGCCAAACACGGCAACAGCAGCCAGGCUCAGCUUGCUGACAUCCUAUUGUUGUUCGCCUCUGGUUUUCAUGGUGACAUGUCCUUGUUUGACGGCGAGGGGGGCUCACUGGCCCAUGCCUACUACCCUGGGCCUGCGAUGGGUGGGGAUACACAUUUUGAUGCAGAUGAGCCUUGGACUUUGGACAGUCCAAACCACCAAGGUAUUGACCUCUUCCUGGUUGCGGUGCACGAGCUCGGUCACGCUUUGGGCCUGGAGCACUCUGAAAAUCCUAAUGCCAUUAUGGCUCCUUUCUACCAGUGGAUUCACACACAGAACUUCACACUGCAUGAAGAUGACAUCAAGGGAAUACAGCACAUUUAUGGACCCCCUCAUAUUACUGAGACUCCUCACACCUCUGGUGAGGAUCCGGAACAAGCAUUACCAACCUCCCCUUCUCCCCCUGAAGAGAAACCCACCCUUUCCCCAGUUGAAUCUGAACCUAACACCCCGAGUCCCAGCCCGAGCAGGCCCGAACCUACGCCCGGUCCAACAACCCGUCCUGCAAUCCCCACCACGUCCCAUCCCGAUGUCACGCCACCUAUCAGAAGGGAUGUGCCUCUUCCUCCCUCUACUCGCCGGCCCCCCAAGCAGCCAGAUAACGUGGCCCCUGACAUCUGUGAUGGGGACUUUGAUACUGUGACACUACUAAGGGGGGAGAUGUUUGUGUUCAAGGGUCGCUGGUUCUGGAGAGUGAGAAGGAACCGGGUCCUGGAUAACUAUCCCAUGCCGAUAUCUGUAUUUUGGGUUGGUCUUCCUAGCAACAUUGAUGCAGCCUAUGAACGUCAUGAUGGGAAAUUUGUCUUUUUUAAAGAUGAUCAAUACUGGGUGUUUAGAGAAGCGGAUGUACUACCAGGAUACCCUCAGCCCAUUCGGGAAUAUGGUCAGGGAGUUCCACCUCAUGGCAUCGACACAGCAGUCUGGUGGGAGCCCAAUGGAUACACCUACUUUUUCUCUGAUGACCGGUACUGGAGAUUCAACGAGGAAACCCGUAAAGCUGACCGAGACUUCCCAAAACCAAUCAGCAGAUGGGGAAAUAUCCCUCACUCGCCCAAGGGAGCUUUCCUCAGUGAUGAUGGCGCAUACACCUAUUUUUACAAGGGCACCAAUUACUGGCGCUUUGAUAACCACAAGACAGUAGCAGACAAAGGCUACCCACGCUCCAUCCUCAAGGAUUUCAUGGGCUGCGUGGGCGUCCCGGUGCCUCGGCCAGACCCGGAUGUCAAGCCAGAACCUGGGGACAAACCCACUAAGCCUUCAGAAAGAGGAAAGGACGAGCGCGAAGAAGUGAAAGACAGGGAUGAAGACACGGCAACAGAAAAGGACAGCGACGGCCCAGAGGUGGAGGAGGAUGACAAAGAAGUCAAUGUGGUGGUGACUGUGGCAGACAACGGGUCCAAGGUCAUGACGUUGAUCAUGGUGGUAAUUCCUUUGGUGCUCAUCCUGUGUAUCCUGGUCCUCAUCUACGCUAUCCUUAGAACUCUCCAGAACAAAGAGACCCCCAGGGCUCUGGUGCACUGCAAGCGCUCACUGCAGGACUGGGUGUGA